ACACAAAACACAAAAAAAACAAAACAAUGGGUUCUUCCCCUAAGAUGGGGAGAUCGCCCCUUCUUGUUUAUGCUCUUGCCAUAACUGUCAUGGCCGCAACUAUCGCAGCCUCUGAGCCAUACACUUAUUCUUCUCCACCACCACCCGAAUACUCACCUUCGCCUAAAGAAAGUUAUGAAUCUCCACCACCUCCAUACAUCUACAAAUCUCCCCCACCACCGCCACACUAUUCACCUGCUCCUAAGACAGAGUACAAAUCUCCUCCACCCCCGUACGCUUACAGUUCUCCACCACCACCGCCAUCAUACUCCCCUUCACCCAAAGUUGAGUAUAAGUCUCCACCACCCCCAUAUGUCUACAAAUCUCCUCCACCACCACCAUACUCCUCACCUUCUCCAAAGGUAGAGUACAAGUCUCCACCACCGCCAUAUGUCUACAGUUCUCCACCACCGCCGACAUACUAUUCACCUUCACCCAAGGUUGAGUACAAGUCUCCACCACCCCCAUACGUUUACAAAUCUCCCCCACCACCACCAUACUACUCACCUUCACCCAAGGUUGAGUACAAAUCUCCACCACCCCCAUACGUUUACAAUUCACCCCCACCGCCACCUUACUACUCACCUUCCCCCAAGGUUGAGUACAAGUCUCCACCACCACCAUAUGUCUAUAAAUCUCCUCCACCACCGCCGUACUACUCACCAUCGCCAAAGGUCGAGUAUAAGUCUCCUCCGCCACCAUACGUUUACAGUUCUCCACCACCACCGCCUUACUACUCACCUUCACCCAAGGUUGAGUACAAGUCUCCACCACCGCCAUAUGUCUAUAAAUCUCCUCCACCACCGCCCUACUACUCACCAUCGCCAAAGGUUGAGUAUAAGUCACCUCCACCCCCGUACGUUUACAGUUCUCCACCACCACCACCUUACUACUCACCUUCAACCAAACUUGAGUACAAGUCUCCACCACCGCCAUAUGUCUACAAAUCUCCUCCACCACCGCCGUACUACUCACCUUCGCCAAAGAUUGAGUACAAGUCUCCUCCACCCCCAUACGUUUACAGUUCUCCACCACCACCUUAUUACUCACCUUCUCCAAAGGUAGAGUACAAGUCUCCACCACCUCCAUACGUCUACAAAUCUCCUCCGCCACCAUCAUACUACUCCCCUUCACCCAAGGUUGAGUACAAAUCUCCACCACCCCCGUACAUUUACAGUUCUCCACCACCACCGCCGUACUACUCACCUUCGCCAAAGGUUGAGUAUAAGUCUCCUCCACCCUCGUACGUUUACAGUUCUCCACCACCACCGCCUUACUACUCACCUUCACCCAAGGUUGAGUACAAGUCUCCACCAUCGCCAUAUGUCUAUAAAUCUCCUCCACCACCGCCGUACUACUCACCAUCGCCAAAGGUUGAGUAUAAGUCUCCUCCACCUCCGUACGUUUACAGUUCUCCACCACCACCACCACCUUAUUACUCACCUUCUCCAAAGGUAGAGUACAAGUCUCCACCACUGCCAUACAUCUACAAAUCUCCUCUGCCACCAUCAUACUACUCACCUUCACCCAAGGUUGAGUACAAGUCUCCACCACCGCCAUACUACUCACCUUCUCCAAAGGUUUAUUACAAGUCUCCGCCUUCCCAUUACGUUUACAGUUCUCCCCCUCCACCACCAUAUUAUUCUCCAUCCCCAAAAGUUUACUAUAAGUCACCAUCAUACCCACAUGUUUGUGUUUGUCCCCCACCUCCACCAUGUUACUCUCCAUCCCCAAAAAUUGUAUAUAAGUCUCCACCAUCAUAUGUAUACAAAUCUCCUCCUCCACCAUCGUACUAUUCUCCUUCUCCCAAGCCAGUGUAUAAAUCUCAUCCUCAUCCAUACAAGUAUAGCUCUCCACCUCCACCACCAUAUUACUCACCAUCUCCAAAGGUUGAGUACAAAUCUCCCCCUCCACCAUAUGUAUACACUUCUCCACCACCUCCACCGUACUAUUCGCCAGCCCCAAAGGUCGAGUACAAGUCUCCUCCACCCCCAUAUGUCUACACUUCUCCACCUCCUCCACCAUAUUAUACUCCUUCUCCAAAGACUGAGUACAAAUCUCCACCUCCACCAUAUGUAUAUACUUCUCCACCACCUCCACCAUACUAUUCGCCAGCCCCAAAGGUUGAGUACAAGUCCCCUCCACCCACAUACGUGUACACAUCUCCACCUCCACCACCAUAUUACUCCCCCUCUCCAAAGAUUGAGUACAAAUCUCCACCUCCACCAUAUAUAUACACUUCUCCACCACCUCCAUCAUAUUACUCGCCAGCCCCAAAGGUGGAGUAUAAGUCUCCUCCACCCCCGUAUGUCUACACAUCUCCACCUCCACCGCCAUAUUACUCUCCUUCUCCGAAGACUGAGUACAAAUCUCCACCCCCACCAUAUGUAUACACUUCUCCACCACCUCCACCGUACAAUUCGCCAGCCCCUAAGGUCGAGUAUAAGUCUCCUCCACCCCCAUACGUCUACACAUCUCCACCUCCACCGCCAUAUUACUCACCAUCUCCAAAGGUUGAGUACAAAUCUCCCCCUCCACCAUAUGUAUACACUUCUCCACCACCUCCACCGUACUAUUCGCCAGCCCCAAAGGUCGAGUACAAGUCUCCUCCACCCCCAUAUGUCUACACUUCUCCACCUCCUCCACCAUAUUAUACUCCUUCUCCAAAGACUGAGUACAAAUCUCCACCUCCACCAUAUGUAUAUACUUCUCCACCACCUCCACCAUACUAUUCGCCAGCCCCAAAGGUUGAGUACAAGUCCCCUCCACCCACAUACGUGUACACAUCUCCACCUCCACCACCAUAUUACUCCCCCUCUCCAAAGAUUGAGUACAAAUCUCCACCUCCACCAUAUGUAUACACUUCUCCACCACCUCCAUCAUACUACUCGCCAGCCCCAAAGGUGGAGUAUAAGUCUCCUCCACCCCCAUACGUCUACACAUCUCCACCUCCACCGCCAUAUUACUCACCAUCUCCAAAGGUUGAGUACAAAUCUCCCCCUCCACCAUAUGUAUACACUUCGCCACCACCUCCACCGUACUAUUCACCAGUCCCUAAGGCCGAGUACAAGACUCCUCCACCCUCAUACGUCAACACAUCUCCACCUCCACCACCAUAUUACUCUCCUUCUCCAAAGACUGAAUAUAAAUCUCCUACGCCUUCAUACUACUAAAGUCCAUUGAAUUCAGUGAACAUAUGAUCGCUUGGAUUCCACUCAAUAUCUAAGUACUAUUCUUCAAAAUUCCUCUUAAUUUUUAUGAAUUAUAAAUUGCAUUGGUCGAAUUAUCAGUUUGCUUCAGACUUUGUAUGAUUACCUUUUAAAUUUUUUAUGUCUAAAGUCUAUAUGCUUUGUUGCUAUUCGCCUUUGGUAUUCUUCAAUUUGAUGUCUUGAAUAACUAUGUAAUCGUCAUAUUCACGAGUUUCAUAUAUUUCACGAUUAUUGAUGCUAUGAGAAGGUUGGUUUUAUUAAGUUAA
Molecule: messenger RNA, 3514 nt
Organism: Tarenaya hassleriana
Lineage: Eukaryota; Viridiplantae; Streptophyta; Magnoliopsida; Brassicales; Cleomaceae
Product: extensin-2-like
Exons: 2
Coding region: 27-3212 (1061 amino acids)
Biological process (GO): plant-type cell wall organization
Molecular function (GO): structural constituent of cell wall
Source: RefSeq, a predicted model, not a curated record